AUGGCGUCACCGAGGGGGCGGGGCCGGGCCGCGCCCGAGGAGCGCUGCCCUGCCCGCUCUCCGCUCCCCUCUCCCGCUCCGUCGCUGCCGCCCGUCCCUAUCCGGGCUCCCGGCGCUGCUCCCGCCCCCGGCGCCUGCGCCCAGCGCCGCUUCCUGGUGUCGGCGGGGCCGGGGCUGUGGGCGCGGGGCGCGGCGGGCGCCGAGGUGGCGGCGGCGCGUCCCGGGGCGCUGGAGGAGGAGAUCGUGUCCGAGAAGGCGGCGGAGGAGAGCCACCGCCAGGACAGCGCCAACCUGCUGGUGUUCAUCCUGCUGCUCACCCUCACCAUCCUCACCAUCUGGCUCUUCAAGCACCGCCGCGCUCGCUUCCUCCACGAGACCGGGCUGGCCAUGAUCUACGGUGUCCUGGUUGGCGUGGUCCUGCGCUACGGCAUCCACGUCCCCAGCGACGUCAACAACGUCACCCUGAGCUGCCAGGUGCAGAGCAGCCCGGCCACGCUGCUGGUGAACGUCAGUGGCAAGUUCUAUGAGUACACCCUGAAGGGGGAAAUCAGUGCCCAGGAGCUCAACAACGUCCAGGAUAAUGAGAUGCUGAGGAAGGUGACUUUUGAUCCUGAAGUAUUCUUCAACAUUUUGCUUCCCCCCAUUAUAUUUUAUGCAGGCUACAGCUUGAAAAGGAGGCACUUCUUCAGAAACUUGGGAUCCAUCCUGGCAUAUGCUUUCCUUGGCACCGCCAUUUCCUGCCUGGUGAUUGGCUCUGUGGUGUACGGCUGCGUGGCGCUGAUGAAAGUCACCGGGCAGCUCGGGGGAGAUUUCUACUUCACUGACUGCCUCCUGUUUGGGGCCAUCGUGUCAGCCACUGACCCAGUGACUGUCCUUGCCAUAUUCCACGAGCUGCAGGUCGAUGUGGAGCUGUAUGCCCUUCUCUUUGGCGAGAGCGUCCUCAACGAUGCCGUUGCCAUAGUGCUGUCUUCCUCAAUAGUUGCGUAUCAGCCAGCGGGUGACAACAGCCACACAUUUGAUGUCACAGCAAUGUUCAAGUCCAUCGGGAUCUUCCUGGGGAUAUUCAGUGGAUCUUUUGCAAUGGGAGCAGCUACUGGAGUUGUGACAGCUUUAGUCACCAAGUUCACCAAACUUCGGGAGUUCCCCUUGCUGGAGACUGGCUUGUUCUUCCUGAUGUCCUGGAGCACAUUCCUGCUGGCUGAAGCGUGUGGCUUUACAGGUGUGGUGGCUGUGCUCUUCUGUGGGAUCACACAGGCUCAUUAUACCUAUAACAACUUAUCUACAGAGUCCCAACACAGAACUAAGCAGUUGUUUGAGCUUCUGAAUUUCUUGGCAGAAAACUUCAUCUUCUCCUACAUGGGACUUGCACUGUUCACCUUCCAGAACCAUGUCUUCAACCCUACCUUUGUGGUGGGGGCCUUUCUUGCUAUCUUCCUAGGAAGAGCUGCCAACAUUUACCCAUUGUCAUUUUUACUGAAUUUGGGGAGAAGAAAUAAGAUUGGAACGAAUUUGCAGCACAUGAUGAUGUUUGCUGGGCUGCGUGGAGCCAUGGCCUUCGCGCUGGCCAUCCGCGACACGGCCACCUACGCGCGGCAGAUGAUGUUCAGCACCACCCUGCUCAUCGUCUUCUUCACUGUCUGGGUGUUCGGCGGGGGCACCACGGCCAUGCUGUCCUGCCUCAACAUCCGGGUCGGUGUGGAUGCAGACCAGGAGAACGUGGGGGUCCCAGAGAGCGAGAGGAGGAGCACGAAGGCUGAGAGCGCUUGGCUUUUCCGCAUGUGGUACAACUUCGACCACAACUAUCUAAAGCCUCUCCUGACACACAGUGGUCCCCCUCUGACCACCACACUCCCAGGGUGCUGUGGGCCUGUUGCCCGGUGCCUGACGAGCCCACAGGCGUAUGAGAACCAGGAGCAGCUGAAGGACGACGACUCCGACCUCAUUCUGAACGACGGGGACAUCAGCCUGACGUACGGGGACUCGGCGGUGAGCGCCGACGCCGUGGCGCCCAGCGGCGCGCCCCGGCGCUUCGCGGGGAACGGCUCCGAGGACGCCCUGGACCGCGAGCUGGCUUUUGGGGACCACGAACUGGUGAUCCGGGGAACGCGCCUGGUCCUGCCCAUGGACGAUUCGGAGCCCCCCUCAAACGUCCUGGACAGCGCGAGACACGGCCCAGCCUAAGGUUGCUCGGUUUAAUUGACAGUAAUAUUUGCAUAUAUGAUCAAGAAGUAUGUACUACCUAAAGUCUAAUGCAUGUCUCAAAAUGUCUAAGCUGUAUAAAUAUUAUUUAUAUGGUGUCAAAAGAAUAUAAAUAUUCUCUGCCAAGCACUUGUAAAGAACAAGCUGCAAAUUUAAGUUAAAAACUGUGUUGACUGCACUAUGUAGGGUGGAACUGUUUUAGCGUCAGAGUCUUUUGCACACAGUGAGCUUUGUUAAUGUGUGAUUUGAUGAAGGGUUUAGUUCCCAGCGGGUGAGUAAAGGAGCUGUGACUCCCUGUUCAUCCUUUGAACCUGGGAGAGGAGGGUAGGGAGUUGCUGGUGAGCAGUGGAAAUUGCUUCCUGGUCUGAUGAGGUUUGCUGAGUUUCUUUUGGUCUCUGAUCUUUGGAUAGUCACGUUUGAAAUACCAGCAAAAAAUCUGCUCACAGACCCUCUUACCAGGCAGUGGAUGGUGAUAAACUUGUUUCACUGUGGGAACUUGGAGACUUUCUGCUUCUUAGUGACCCUCUGCCCAAGCCCUGCCUUAGUGGGCUCAUGGCAGGCCCCAGCCAAAGCUGACAGCAGGGGCUGUGGGUGCCCGGAUGGGAGCAGGAGAGAGGGAUGGUUGGUGUCCGUAGUUGUGUUCAGGAGAAGGAGGCAAUCCCACAGAAACUACACCAGGCGUGCACAGAUUUUAGGUCUCAGUCCAUCUCUCAGCUGUGGCUCAAGCAGCUUUCUCGACCCAGCCAUCAAAUCCUCUUUUGGCAACUCAGUUUCCCGUGCGGGAAGCGGCCGUGUCGUUGCGCGGGCCAAUCCCUGUCCUGCGGUCACAGAUGUAGCCAAGGUGUGCAGAGCUGCUGCAGCUGCAGCUGCACAUGGGGCUGUGGAGCACAGCCAUCCUCAAACUCGAGCUUUAAGGCUGCAGAUCCACACGGUACCUCCGGAGCUCUCCAGAGGCAUCAGCUGGUACCGAAGGGGAGCCGUCCGUCUGUCCGUCCGUCCUCCCGCAGAGUCAGAAACCAUUGCACUUUGUUUGGUAACUCCUCAGCAUGCUGUGUGUCUGCAGUCCCCACCCGACCUUUCUUGUGUCUCUUAUCAUUUAAUGACAAAUGUUUGUGAGUUGAUUUUUGGUUUUAAUUUACGUUUGUUUUUUUUCAAGGAUGAGCACAGAACAAUUUGCGAUUUCACACUAGUGUUAAAGGAUUUAUUCUGUAGUUAUGGGAAUGGCUAAAGGUGCAGUGAAACUGCUAACCCUGACAUCUUUUUUAUCCCGGAAAGGGGGAAUCAUGGAAAUUUACUGUAUGUAAUUUUAUUGUCUAUUUUAUCUACAGUUUUUCUAUACAAACCUUUCAGGGUUACUGGUGCACUACAGGCCCAUUCUGGAGUUAACCCUCUCCAGAGGGCUUAAACAGAGGUGUUUAAAAUGAAAAUACAUGAAAGAGAGCCAGGUGAGUCCGAGCACUCCCAGCUCCCAUUAGCUGUCUUUGGAACAAACUCUGCAUCUCUCAGGAUCUGACCCUGAGGCCUCAGAGCAGUGUCCCCACAGCUGUUUUCCCCAGCACCACCUGAGAGUUGGAGGAGACAGAAAAUCCUGAAGUUUCAAUUGUAUAUGUAUAGUUGAGAAAAUAAAUCUACACAGUUUGUUUGGUUUUUUUUCAUUUUCUCAGGUCUAAGUAACAUUGCCUUAAAUUUAUGGAUGUGAAAUGAUAAUUAUUUUGGCAGUUUAUCCCCAAGAAAAUGCUUUCUUUUUCCUUCUGAACAAAAUGUGUAAGUGUUGCCAUAGGACUUCCCUAGAAGGGAGGUAAUGCUCUGUUUAUAUUUGGAUAUAUUUGGGGCAUCUUCCUUGCACCUGUAAAUGGCAUCCCGCUGUUAACAAAGCUGUUGGAUUAGCACUGGCCUUUGUUUCCUACUAUGCAGGAAUUCCAUAAAGUGAGUGUGCAUUUUAUAUGAUGUCUGUAACUUAACUUCAUGUGUUUAAAAAAAAAAAAAAAGAGGAAAAAAAAGUAGAAACCUGUUGAUUUUAGGUUUACUGCAUCACUUCUACGUCCUGUUUUUUGUUCGUUCUGCCUUUUUGAAGAGGUAUGAUUAAUAACUACCUCUUGUUUUUUCCUGUAUAGCCUGACUAUGAAUUCAAUUUACAGAGUUGGUGCAGCUGGAGGUGCAGGACAUUCUGCUGCCCCAGGGCUCCCUCCCAGGCAUUCCCAGCUGAGGUGCAAAUUUGCUGCAAGGUGACCACAAGGUGAUGUUUUCCCACGGCUUUGGUAGCAUUCUUCUCUUCCUCUGACCCCUUGACUUCAGUAAUUCAUCCACUCACUGCCAGAAGCCUCAGCUUUUGACACCAACAGCAGUUCAGUUACAUGAAAGGAAAAAAAGUAAACCAAUGGUGAUUUUAUGGGUUGCACUGUGAUCCAUGUAUAAUAUAACCAGGACUGUUUUGAAUAGCCUUAGUCAAUGAGUGAAUUUAAGCUUAAAUUAUUGAGUGAUUUCCUAAAUGAAUGGGAUUCAUCCUCAGCUGAUUAUUUCCUGUGCUGGGAAUGCCUGGUGUGCAGAGGCAGAGCCCUGAUGCUUUGUGCUGCAGAUGGAGCUAAGGGUGCCUUGGAAAACCAGGGCCUGAGACCUUUGCCAAAUAGAUAAGCCAGCCCUGAGGAGGAACUUUACAGCCCCCAUGAAGAUUUAGAGAAGGUGCCCUUCUUCUGUAAAUUGAAUUUCCAUGGUUUUUGCACAUGAAAAAGCAUUGUAGGUAAGGUUAUGAUUUGUACUGGUACUGUCAAUUUGUGUGGUAAUGGCAUUAACCCCGUAGCUGUGGUGUUUGUGCAGCUGAUCUGUGAUAGCUGAUGAUCACUAUUGGACCUUCUGUUUACACUGACUAAAUCCUUUACUGUUGCGUUGUACUGUGAAAGAAGGAUUAUGGGCCUAUAAAAGAUGAUUAUUUUUUUUUUGGAAUUGUGUGUACCGUUUCAUUAAUUCACAUGGAAAUAAAUCUGUAGCAAAGUGACCACGUGCCA
Messenger RNA from Passer montanus (Eurasian tree sparrow), 5201 nucleotides. It is a transcript of the gene SLC9A6, whose product is annotated as solute carrier family 9 member A6. Bases 1 to 2181 code for a protein of 726 amino acids. The transcript has 17 exons. Gene Ontology annotation, cellular component: membrane; recycling endosome. Gene Ontology annotation, biological process: proton transmembrane transport; sodium ion transport; regulation of pH. The record is from RefSeq and is a predicted model, not a curated record. Gene Ontology annotation, molecular function: sodium:proton antiporter activity. Lineage: Eukaryota; Metazoa; Chordata; Aves; Passeriformes; Passeridae.